Molecule: messenger RNA, 1668 nt
Organism: Cephus cinctus (wheat stem sawfly)
Lineage: Eukaryota; Metazoa; Arthropoda; Insecta; Hymenoptera; Cephidae
Product: eukaryotic translation initiation factor 2 subunit 2
Exons: 7
Coding region: 156-1142 (328 amino acids)
Biological process (GO): formation of cytoplasmic translation initiation complex; translational initiation; formation of translation preinitiation complex
Cellular component (GO): eukaryotic translation initiation factor 2 complex
Molecular function (GO): mRNA binding; translation initiation factor binding; translation initiation factor activity
Source: RefSeq, a predicted model, not a curated record
UAUUGGACAAUUGAUCUCUGGCACCUGCAUUUGUCACAGAGAUUUUCUGACGCAAGCCAUACCACUCAAAUAAUAAGCUCUAAAUUAUUCGGACAAUCAAGAGCAGUGGAAUAAAUUUACACAGUCUAUAGCAAAAUUUAAGGAAAGCCAGCGAAAUGACUGAAGAAGAUUCGAUUUUUGACCCUACUUUGAAGAAGAAAAAGAAGAAGAAGAAGACUACCUUCGAUCCAGAUGCAGGAUUUGGCGAAGGAGGUAGCGGCAGUGAAACUACUGAAGGAGCUGGAGAUAAGGAAAAUCAAGAACCAGACCAAUUGGUAACUGAAGAUGAUGAAGUGCUUGAUCUUGAAAAUUUUGGUAAAAAGAAAAAGAAAAAGAAGAAGGCAUUCAAUCUUGAUGAACUUGAUGCUGCUCUGCCUGAUGACAAGAAAGAGAAUAUAGUGGAACCUGCAUCUGAAGAUGUGGUCAUGGAAGAUAACUUUGAUUUGGAUAUGGACUUCUCCAAGACCAAAAAGAAGAAAAAGAAGAAGAAGGAUCUGGAUGAGUUGGUAGCUGAGGAAGAACGUAAAGAAACAGAGGAUAAGGAAAAUGGCUGCACUGAAUUUGAGCGAAGUGCGGAAUAUGUGGAAGAUACGAGCUUGUGGGUAGGAUCGGAUAGAGAUUACACGUACGACGAAUUGCUCGUUAGAGUAUUCAAUAUCAUGAGAGAAAAGAAUCCCGACAUGGUUGCCGGUAAGAAGCAGAAGUUCGUUAUGCGGCCACCUCAAGUCGUCCGUAUAGGAACGAAGAAGACGUCCUUUGCCAACUUUACUGAGAUUUGUAAAACGUUACAUAGGCAACCGAAGCAUUUAUUAGAUUUCUUAUUGGCCGAAUUGGGUACCAGUGGGUCCGUCGACGGUAACAGUCAGCUCAUUAUCAAAGGUCGUUUUCAACAAAAACAGAUUGAGAACGUUCUCAGGAGAUACAUCAAGGAAUACGUGACUUGUCAUACAUGCCGUUCACCCGAUACCAUCCUUCAAAAAGACACUAGACUCUUCUUUUUGCAAUGUGAAACAUGUGGUUCUCGGUGCUCCGUGGCUAGCAUCAAAUCUGGUUUCCAGGCUGUCACUGGCAAACGUGCUGCCAUUCGAGCAAAGACUGCCUAAGGGACUUUCUACGUUUUGCUAUUUUAAUAUCCAAGCAUUAUUUGAAAGAAUGGUAUUGGAUUCGUUAAAGUCUGAUUAUACUUGAUUAUUGGCGAAGAAAAUAAAAUGUAAUAAUAACAGGGUGCCAGUUCAGUGAUCUGGAGUACCUGCACCGCGAAUUAGGUGUAAUGGUAUUUUAACGGUAUCUAAUGAAAUCAUAAUAUCAAGGUAUAGUUGAGUUCUCAAACAAACAUGAUAUGCCUUGAGGAUCCUUGGUUAUUCGGAAUUCCGAAUUAGGUGUUACCGUAGAGAUAAACGUGAGAACAAAUAAAAACUCAGUGCGAUAAAACGAAAUAGCGACUACUCAGGAUGGUUGCGAAUAGUCACAAUAGGAAAGUUAUUCUUGUAUCUUCUUAUACAUGCAUUGCAAAAAAACUACAAACCAGUUGCAAUACAACAUAGGAUAUUUAAUUCUUGAAAUAAUCGAGUCAUUUCCUAGAUACUUUAGACGUCUGUAUUUACUAGAUAAUAAAUUCAUCUCAACAUA